AAACUUGAAGUUCGGUUUGAGCGCCUUGAGAUCACUGCCGAUGUGCAGAUUGGCUCCCGAGCUCUCCCCACAUUGUUGAAUUUCUACAGGGAUUUGGUUGAGGGAAUUUUAACUAAAUUGAUGAUAUUCAAGCCGACGAGACAUGAGCUCACCAUCCUCAAGAGCGUUAGCGGUGUUGUUAAACCAGGAAGGAUGACGUUACUUUUGGGGCCUCCGGGUGCCGGCAAGUCAACGCUACUUAAGGCUCUUGCAGGGAAGCUUGACAGCGGUUUGAAGGAAAGUGGAACUAUCACAUACAAUGGUCACAAGUUUGAAGAAUUUUAUGUACGGAGAGCUUGUUCAUAUAUAAGCCAGACGGAUAAUCACAUUGCAGAAAUGACUGUGAGGGAAACAAUUGAUUUUGCAGCAAGAUGCCAAGGUUCGGGUGAAGAAUUUCCAGUUUAUUUGAAGGAGAUUAACCAUCAUGAAAGGGAGAUGAAUAUUCGUCCCCGCCCUGAGAUAGAUGCUUAUAUGAAGGCAUCAUCCAUUAGGGGUAAAAAGCACAACAUCACAACAGAAUACAUAUUGAAAAUUCUUGGCCUCGAUGUGUGUUCGGACACAAUAGUUGGUAAUGACAUGCUCAGAGGUGUUUCAGGGGGCCAAAAAAAGAGAGUUACUACAGGAGAAAUGGUGGUUGGGCCACGGAAAACUCUAUUCAUGGAUGAAGUAUCAACGGGACUUGAUAGCUCUACCACAUAUCAGGUUGUUAAGUGUGGUAGGAAUUUUGUUCAUAUUAUGGAAGGAACUAUUUUAAUGGCUCUUCUCCAACCUGCUCCUGAGACAUUUGAUCUUUUCGACGAUCUCAUAAUACUCUCUGAGGGGCACAUUAUAUAUCAAGGGCCACGUACUCAAGUUCUUGAGUUUUUUGAGUCUUUGGGUUUUCAAAAGCCCCCGCGUAAGAAUACUGCUGAUUUUUUACAAGAGGUAACUUCAAAAAAGGACCAGGAGCAAUAUUGGGUUGAUCGUUUUAGACCAUAUGAGUAUAUUCCUGCUUCAAGAAUAUCUGAAGAAUUUUGGAAAUCACGACAUGGUCAAGAUUUGCGAUCUUUUCUGUCAGUUCCGUAUGAUAAAUCUAAAUCUCAUCCUUCAGCUUUACCCAAAACUAAGUAUGCAAUCUCAAGAUGGGAGCUCUUUAAAGCCUGUUUCUCCAGAGAGUUACUUCUAAUCGAUAAAAACCGCUUUUUGUAUAUUUUUAAAGUACUUCAGAUUGUGUAUGUAGCAACUCUAGCAUGUACGUCAUUUCUUCGUACAAGACUAAAUCCAGUUGAUGUGACGAAUGGCGAUCUUUAUCUUUCUUGCUUGUUCUUCAGCCUGGUAGUCAUGCUAUCCAACGGAUUUGCAGAGCUACCUCUGAUGAUAUUUCGACUUCCUGUAUUUUACAAGCAAAGGGAUAAUCUUUUUCAUCCUGCAUGGUCAUGGUCUAUCUCAAAUUUCUUAAGCCGGAUUCCUUAUUCAAUGAUUGAAUCUGUUGCAUGGUCUUGCAUGGUGUAUUUUAGCGUCGGAUUUGCUCCUGGAUUUGCGAGAUUCUUCCGGUUUGUACUGCUACUCUUUUCACUACAUCAAAUGACAUUAGGUCUCUUCAGGCUAAAUGCCUCUCUGGCGAGAGAUAUGGUUGUUUCUAGCACUUACGGGUCAAUUGCAAUGAUGACAAUGUUUUUGCUUGGUGGAUUUAUCAUCCCCAAAGGAAUGAUCAAGCCAUGGUGGGUAUGGGCAUAUUUGGUAUCUCCAUUGUCUUACGCGCAACGCGCAAUUGCCGUUAAUGAAUUUCUAGCUACACGAUGGGUAGAGAGAUUAACAGCCCAAAACACCUCUCUCGGAUACACAAUCCUACAAUUUCAUAGCUUACCCACCGAGGACUAUUGGUAUUGGAUUGGAGUUGGUGCUUUAUUAGCGUAUGCUGUAUUAUUCAACAUUGCUUCAAUGAUCGCACUAACAUUUCUCAACCCUCUCACUGCAUCUCGAACAAUUCUUCCACAAGACAACAAUAACCUAGAGAAUGCCGAGCCUGUUACACCAUCAAGAAAUCGUGCAAGUGAAAAGAAAGGGAUGAUUCUACCAUUCCAACCAUUAGUCAUGACUUUCCAUAAAGUCAACUACUUUGUUGACAUGCCUAAGGAAAUGAGUUCACAAGGUGUCCCGGAAGGAAGACUCCAACUGCUGUCCAAUGUCAGUGGAGUAUUCUCACCUGGUGUGCUGACAGCAUUAAUGGGGUCAAGUGGAGCUGGAAAGACAACAUUAAUGGAUGUCCUUGCGGGUAGAAAGACUAGUGGCUAUAUCGAAGGAGACAUAAAGAUUUCUGGUUAUCCGAAGGAGCAGAAGACUUUUGCUAGGGUGUCUGGAUAUGUGGAACAAAACGACAUACAUUCACCUGAGCUGACAGUUUAUGAGUCCCUAUUGUUUUCUUCAUUUCUUCGGCUCCCAAAGGAUGUGGAUGAACGACAAAGACAAGAGUUUGUUGAAGAGAUAAUGCAGCUGGUGGAACUUGACUGCCUAAGACAUGCAUUGGUAGGCUUGCCUGGCAUUUCCGGGUUAUCCACUGAACAGAGAAAACGUUUGACAAUAGCAGUUGAGCUUGUGGAAAAUCCAUCGAUCAUCUUUAUGGAUGAACCAACAUCUGGUCUUGAUGCACGGGCUGCAGCAAUUGUCAUGCGCACAGUUCGUAACACUGUUGAUACUGGAAGAACAGUGGUGUGCACCAUACAUCAGCCAAGCAUUGAGAUUUUUGAAGCAUUUGAUGAGCUCCUUCUGCUGAAGCGUGGCGGCAGAGCCAUAUAUGGUGGUAAACUUGGCCAAAAUUCACAAACAAUGAUCAACUAUUUUCAGGGGAUAAGAGGAGUUGCACCUUUUCCUGAUGGAUACAACCCUGCAAAUUGGAUGCUUGAAGUAACCACUCCCGCUGGUGAAGAGAGUAUCGAUGAAGAUUUUUCUGUGAUAUAUGCAAAUUCGCAGCAGUACCGGGAUGUCGAAGCUUCUAUUCAGACACAGAGCAUUCCACCUGAAGAUUCCCAGCCUCUAAAGUUUAAUACAAAAUUUGCAAGAAGCACAUUGUCUCAAUUUAAAAUAUGCUUCUGGAAGCAAAAAAUCAUUUAUUGGAGAAAGCCCCAUUACAAUGGGAUCAAGAUGCUUUUUACGACAUUUUGUGCUGUUAUUAUCGGUACCAUAUUUUGGGAUGUUGGUUCCAAAAGGAGUUCGGCUCAAGCACUGUCUGCCUUGAUGGGAGCUCUCUACUCUUCUUGCAUUUUUCUUGGUAUAAACAAUUCUGGUACUGUACAGCCGAUAAUAUCUAUUGAGAGGUCUGUUUUUUACAGAGAAAGGGCUGCUGGAAUGUACUCCCCUGUUCCAUUUGCACUUGCACAGGGGCUUGUGGAGCUUCCAUACAUUUUGGUGCAAGCGAUAAUAUACUCCAUUAUAACCUACUUCAUGAUAAACUACGAGAGGAUGGCCGGAAAAUUCUUCCUAUAUCUCUUAUUCAUGUUUCUUACAUUCUUAUACUUCACCUUCUUCGGGAUGAUGGUUGUGGGACUUACUCGCACUCUAAAUUUGGCGGCGGUCUGCGCCACUGCAUUCUAUGCAACGUGGGAACUAUUUUCCGGCUUCCUCAUCCCGGUGCCGAACAUUCCUCCAUGGUGGAUAUGGCUCUACUACGUCUGUCCGGUGGCUUGGACUUUGCGCGGCGUAAUCACUUCCCAGCUCGGCGACGUAGAGACAGCAGUCAUCGGACCGGAUUUCGAAGGAACGGUUCAGGAGUUCAUCAGCCACCGGUUUGGCUUCGAGUCGAAAAUGCUCUGGCCUACCGUCGGCGUGCUCAUUGGAUUUUGCGUUGUCUUCUUCGUUAUCUAUGUCUUCUCUGUCAGAGUUCUCAAUUUUCAGAGAAGAUGAAUGAGGAGCUCGAUUUAGGGCUGUGAUUCCAACUUCUUCUCAGGCGGACGGAAAAGACACACUAGGCAAACCAUGUGUGGCAGGUGACCUGAGACGUCGGGGGUUUGAACCCAUGACUUAAUGGCACAAGUCCAACCAUCCCUCACGGGACUUAUUUUUUAGACUUUUCAUAUUCC
Molecule: messenger RNA, 4094 nt
Organism: Andrographis paniculata
Lineage: Eukaryota; Viridiplantae; Streptophyta; Magnoliopsida; Lamiales; Acanthaceae
Product: ABC transporter G family member 31-like
Exons: 24
Coding region: 121-3918 (1265 amino acids)
Biological process (GO): transmembrane transport
Cellular component (GO): membrane
Molecular function (GO): ATP hydrolysis activity; ATP binding; ABC-type transporter activity
Source: RefSeq, a predicted model, not a curated record